Molecule: messenger RNA, 4446 nt
Organism: Triticum turgidum subsp. durum (durum wheat)
Lineage: Eukaryota; Viridiplantae; Streptophyta; Magnoliopsida; Poales; Poaceae
Source: the annotation of a GenBank genome assembly
AUGGCGGGCAAGGGCGAAGCCGCGUCGCCUUGGGGCUGCUGUGCUCCACGGCCGGCAUCGGCAUGGCCUCUCCUCCGUCGCUGGAGCUGGAAGCAAGCGUCGCAGGCUCAGGUCAGCUUCCCACUCGCAUGCCCACCAUGUGCUUGUGCUUAUGCUUAUGCCCACCAUCAGGCGCCCUUGUCCAUCCCUGCAUCCGGCCACGGGAUGGCCGAGACCGCCCUCGGCGCCGCACAAUGGGUGGUGAGCAAGGCGCUAGCCCCCUUCGCGGAUGGCGUGCUGGAGGCUUGGGCGGCCACCAGGACAUUUGGCCUCAACAUCCAGGCCCUCAAAACUGAACUGGAGAAGGUGCAGGCCACGCUUGAAAUAGCCGCCACCAAGGAGCUCCCCGGGCUGGCCACGGAGAAGAUGCUGCAGAAGUUGUGGGACUCGGCGCACAAUGCCGAGGACUUGCUGGACGAGCUGGACUACUUCCGCAUCCACGACGAGCUCCACGGCACGUACGACGCUGCCGACCAGCACGGCGACGAUGCCCUCCGCGACCUCGCCUUUGAUGCUCGCCACACCAUCAAAGCUCUUGGCAAACUGGUCAACUGUUUCCCAUGGCAGCGUGCUGAGCUCCAGCAGAGGCCAACCAGCAUCAUCCAGGAGUUCAGCGGAUGCAUGCCCAGCCUCGGUAAACUGCUCCUUUCCUCAUGUUCCCCACAUCCACAUGUUCGUGGUGAUGAAGAUCGUGGCAUUGCGCAAGAAACACCGAUGCCUGAGUUUAACAGGGCUGAUUUCUCCCAAAGGAUGAAGGACACUGUAGAGCAACUAAAGCUUAUGCGUAUUGAUGUUAAGGAUAUUCUGCAGACUUGUGGCCACAGAACUGUCCUAGACAUUUCCCAGCGUCGUGCCACCACCACACCUCAGAGUGCAGAGCCAAAACUGUAUGGGAGGGACCAUGUCAUGAAUAAUAUCAUACAUGAUAUCACCGAGGGUCAAUACUGUGACAAGGGUCUAACCGUGCUUCCGGUUAUUGGUCCGGGGGGAAUGGGGAAGACAACCAUGAUACAACACAUAUAUAACAACCAACAAGCGCAGAAUCAUUUUCCAGUCAGGAUUUGGAUAUGUGUGUCGUUCAAUUUCAACCUGGAUAAGGUGCUGGAGCAGAUUAAAGAAGAUACCCUUGCGGUUGAAGGUGAGAAUGGGUGUAGCACAACACAAGAGCUGAUUGAACACAGAUUGAAACACAAAAGGUUCUUACUUGUAUUGGAUGAUAUAUGGCAGUUUACUGAUGUGGAUGACUGGAAAAAACUAUUGUUGAUACUCGGCAAGUCACAAGAGAAGGGUUCCGUGAUUCUAGUCACAACUCGGCAAAAAGAAAUAGCAGACCAGGUUAAGAAAAGUGCAGAGCCAAAAGAACUGAACGGUUUAGAACCUGGAGAGUUUAAGAAGUUAUUCCUUGUAUAUGUCUUUGAUGUUGAGCAAUGUCCAGGGGAUAAACGUUUUUUGCUUGACACUGGAGAUAAGAUAAUGGGAAAACUGAAGGGCUCCCCUCUUGCAGCAAAGACCGUUGGUAGAUUACUGAGGACAGACCCUAGUUUGGCUCAUUGGAAAAGGGUCCUAAAUAGCAAACAAUGGGCGAAACAGUCCAAUGGAAUUAUGCUUGCCUUGGAGCUUAGCUAUGGCUUUCUCCCUUUCCAUUUGCAACGGUGUUUUUCCUAUUCUGCAUUAUUUCCUGAAGAUUACCGUUUCAGAAGCCGUGAGCUCAUCAGCCUAUGGAUCGGACUAGAUAUUUUGACACCUUCUGAUCAAAACCCAACCUUUGAAGGCAUAGGUCUGAGCAUUUUGAAUGAUCUAGUCAUCCAUGGAUUUUUCAGAGAAUAUAAAACUGAUGGUGGUCUGCGGUAUGUUAUGCAUGACCUACUGCAUGAGUUGGCAUUGAAGGUUGCAUCACAUGACUGUCUUCGUCUUCGUCUCCCUGAUGUUGGAUCGGUAGAAAUUAAGCCAUCCACCCGACACUUGUCUAUAAGCAUAGAGAACUUGGGUGGAUAUAAUGGUCAAAAAUUAAAGAGGGAAUUGGAAAAACUGAAGACAAGAUUGAAGGUUGAACAUUUGCAAACACUGAUGUUAUUUGGAGCAAUGGAUGAAGGUUCUGCUAAGAUAUUUGGUGAUUUUCUCGGGGAAGCAAAUGCUCUUCGUGUUCUUUAUUUGCCCCUCCUGAAGUAUCCCGUGGAGUCCAUGGUACAUAAUUUUUCAGGACUUGUCCACCUACGAUUCCUAUGUCUAGGGUGUUUACCAAUUAACAUCUCUAAAUUUUAUCAUCUAAGGGUUCUAGAUCUUAAGUCAUGGUCUAGCAGUGGUGAUUUUCCUGAAGACACAAGCAACCUUGCAAAAUUGUGCCAUUAUUAUACCCCAAGAGAUGAUAAGCUUCAUUAUGAUAUUUGUAAUGUGGGAAAAAUUCAGCUCUUGGAAAAGUUGAAGGUAUUUCGGGUCAAUAAAAAAAAUGAAGGAUUUGAACCAAAGCAACUAGAGCCACUGACCAAGCUAUGGGAGCUUGGCAUCUACAACCUUGAGAAAAUACAUACAAAAAAAGAAGCAGCUCAAGCAAAACUGAUUGAGAAGAAAUACUUGAGGAGGUUAACAUUGGAUUGGGAUAGUAAGCGAUCUAGUGAUGAGCCUGGUGUGGAAGCAAUGGUUCUUGAGUGCCUUCGACCACAUGAAAAUCUUGAAGUGUUGUGCAUUAGAGGGCACAGAGGCCCCACUUGUCCAAGAUGGCUGGGUGAUGAGCUUGCUGUUGAAGCUCUACAAUUUCUUCGUCUUGAUGGUGUUUCUUGGAAGGUUUUCCCUUCUUUACGGAACAUGGGGGAUCUUUGUGAGCUUGAGAUACAAGAUUGUCCAGAAUUCUCGUCUGUGAUUCCCACCUCCUGGAUUGAGAGUUUGCGUCGCGUCUCGAUUGAAGGUGUCAAGCUACUAAAGAGGUUUGCAUACUCAAAAUCAUCACAUGGAGCACAACUGGAAAUCAUUGGAUGGGGUGAUCUGCAAAGGUUAGACCAAGUGUUAGUUUUCGAUAAAGAAACAGGUCUUGAGAAGCUGACACUCGAGAGAUGCCCACCUUUGGAGUUGAAGCACCUUCUGAUGCUAACCUCGCUGAAGACACUGAUUUUAAAGCAUUCAGCUGGUCUGGCUGGUCUGGCUGGACUACUAGGAGGUCAGGGUGAUGUGGAAUGGCAGCUCCCUGUUGAGCACAUCGAGAUCUGCCACUUACAUGGUAAUAGUUGGAAUGAAUUGACAGAGCUCUUCCCACACCUCCCAAAGCUCUCCAAAUUGGAGAUACGGGAUUGUAAAAACAUAAAACAGCUGGUAGUGGGGGUGGAUCUGCGACAAACAACACCAGAGAUGGGGGGAGGUGAAAUAACAGCAGCAACGGAGGAAGAGGACGAUGGAGUACUGCUCUUCCCAGCUCAUCUCUGUAACUCACUACAGAAAUUGAAGUUAUUUUCAUGCCCAGAGCUGGUCCUGGUGGACCCGCCAACUCUUGUUCCUGGAGGAGGAUGGCUCCAAGCCUUGCGAUCCCUCCAGAGAUUAAGCAUAAAGUAUUGCCCAAAGUUUCUAUCCGCCUUCUCGUUUUCCACUCACAUUUUCCCUUCCUCCCUGCAAUUCCUGGAGCUUACGAAACUAGAAGGGAUGGGGACACUAGAGCCUCUCUCAAACCUUUCUUCUCUUACCAGAUUAGUAUUGGAAUUUUGUGGAAAGAACCUGAAAUGUCAGGGACUGCGGUCUCUCCUUACCACCGGCGGCCAGCUCAAGGAAUUGGAUGUCAGGGGCAGCCAUGGAUUCUUUGCUAAUUGGGAUCCAAAUCCCAGACGGGCUUUGGAGGAUGUUGAAGGAGGACAAGAGCAGCCAACACAGCUUGUUUCAUCCACGCUGCGGAAGCUUUGCACAGACGACGCAGCUGGACUCCUUGCUGCACCCAUCUGCAGCUUCCUUUCUUCCUCUCUCACCAAGCUGAAACUUCAUGGGUAUGAGCCUGAAGGGAUGGAGCGCUUGAGCAAGGAGCAAGAGGACGCCCUUCAGCUCCUCUCCUCCCUCCAGAAACUUGAGUUUAGGCAUUUCCACCAUCUUCAGCAAAUCCCUGCAGGGUUGUGCAACCUUACCAGCCUCAAGAUGUUAUCAAUCAACCACUGUCCUGCCGUCUCGUCAUUGCCCAGCGAUGGCCUCCCCAAGUCACUGGAAAAGCUAGAUGUCUAUGACUGCAGCGAGGUGCUAAAACGCCAGUGCAGGUGUUCUUGUGCUUCUGAUGGAUGUCUGAAGCUUGUCCCCUGUUUAUCCCAUAAUCAUGGUGGUAUUCAAGGAGUGCCACACUCGUACUCGAUGGCUCCAGCAAUGUGUGCACCUGAAACACUGCAGAACAUUGAUUCAUGUGAGUAUGCUUGCUGGAGCCAUGCUAAGGAAGAAGUAGAGUGA